GAUGUGGACGAAACGUGGAACGGCUGUACAUUGAUGACCUACCUUCCGCCUUUUGAUGGUCACUACCCUCCUCUUCCUGGAAUCACAGAAUGGAACAGUCCUGAAGCAGUGGUAGCCAUGGAGAACGAAAUUGAAAAGUGGAAACAAAAUAGCUUAGAAGCAUACCAAACACAGAUUAUCUUCCUGACUAGGCUCCAACAGGAGGUGGAAAGAUUACAUGAGUUGUUGAAGAAACAAGAAGGGAUAAUUCAUUCACUGAAGUCGGAGAACAGACGACUACAAAGUAGACUGAACAAUGUAGAGAGAAAGUCUAGAGAGGAACUGAUCACCAGCAUGAAGCAGAAGGCUAUGGACUUUGAGAGGCUGUGUGCUCAGCACUUACACGUAAAAGAAACAUGAACACAUUUUACUGUCAGGUUCAGGAGGUAAACGUGUUUUCGACACUCUGUUGAGCACUACUCAUGUAUACGUUUAAAGGUGUAACUCGUUCGUCAGUUAUACCUUUUUUGCAAAUUUAUUCACAUCGUUUUUGAACAGAUAAAAUGGAUUCUGAGUAAUAAAAAUAAUAACUUGAUUCGUAACUUAAUCUAAAGAUACAAUUCGAAAAAGUGGCGAAAUUACAUGAGAAGAAACGGUUUAUUUAGGAAUUGUUAGAUAAGAUUAAUCUAUGGGAUCUGCUCAAGAACCCAUAUAAUUCAUUAACAUUUUGUGAUUACACUUUAUUUCGCAAGUUUGUUUGCAAAUAACAAAUAACUUUAUCUUAUUGUUCAAUAAGAAAGGUAUCUACCAACCACCAUGCAGUCAAAACUCUCUAAUGCUACUACAACCACCAUGAAGUCAAAAGUAUCUAAUGUUAUUACAACCACCAUGCAGUCAAAACUCUCUAAUGCUACUACAACCACCAUGAAGUCAAAACUAUCUAAUGUUAUUACAACCACCAUGCAGUCAAAACUCUCUAAUGUUACUACAACCACCAUGCAGUCAAAACUCUCUAAUGUUAUUACAACCACCAUGCAGUCAAAACUCUAAUGUUAUUACAACCACCAUGCAGUCAAAACUCUCUAAUGUUAUUACAGCCACCAUGCAGUCAAAACUCUCUAAUGUUAUUACAACCACCAUACAGUCAAAACUCUCUAAUGUUAUUACAACCACCAUGCAGUCAAAACUCUCUAAUGUUAUUACAACUACCAUGCAGUCAAAACUCUCUAAUGUUAUUACAGCCACCAUGCAGUCAAAACUCUCUAAUGUUAUUAUAACCACCAUGCAGUCAAAACUCUCUAAUGUUAUUACAGCCACCAUGCAGUCAAAACUCUCUAAUGUUAUUACAACCACCAUGCAGUCAAAACUCUUUAAUGUUAUUACAACCACCAUGCAGUCAAAACUCUAAUGUUAUUACAACCACCAUGCAAUCAAAACUCUCUAAUGUUACUACAACCACCAUGCAGUCAAAACUUUCUAAUGUUACUACAACCACCAUGUAGUCAAAACUCUCUAAUGUUACUACAACCACCAUACAGUCAAAACUAUGUAAUGUUACUACACUCACCAUGCAGUCAAAACUCUCUAAAGUGUAAUAUAUAUCACAGAAUUAAAUGUAAUUACAUCCUAAAGGCAAAAACUGGUAUUUCCAAGAUAACCUCUUCUUCUCCAUCAGCCAAAUGAUGACACUCCUCCAGUAAUCACAUGUAUUCGUAU
This is a messenger RNA of Limulus polyphemus (Atlantic horseshoe crab), 1695 nucleotides long. RefSeq lists its product as uncharacterized. The coding region runs from base 34 to 399 and encodes 121 amino acids. The record is from RefSeq and is a predicted model, not a curated record. Lineage: Eukaryota; Metazoa; Arthropoda; Merostomata; Xiphosura; Limulidae. The transcript is spliced from 5 exons.